Molecule: messenger RNA, 1116 nt
Organism: Linum trigynum
Lineage: Eukaryota; Viridiplantae; Streptophyta; Magnoliopsida; Malpighiales; Linaceae
Source: the annotation of a GenBank genome assembly
AUUAAAACAGCAAGGGCUGUGAGGGCUGCUGUCUGCAAAAUAGAAGAAGGCAGCGGUCGAUGAUGAUGAGUGGAAUACCCUGGAGGAGAAGGCCCACUCGACCAUCAUGCUAUCGUUGUCUGAUGAUGUCAUCAUUGAAGUCGCUGCUGAGAAGACUGCCGCGGGCUUGUGGUUAAAGUUGGAGAGUCUGUAUAUGACGAAGUCCUUAACCAACAAGCUGCAUCUCAAGCAACGGUUGUUCAGCUUGAGGAUGCAAGAAGGUACGCCUUUGAGGGAACAUCUCGAACAGCUUAACUCUAUUUUGUUGGAUCUGCGUAAUAUAGAUGUUCAAGUUGAUGACGAGGAUGCUGCCCUAAUCCUGCUGGUUUCUUUGCCGAGUUCAUAUGAGAAUUUUGUUGACUCUUUUAUUGCCGGUAAAGAAAGCGUGUCGUUGGAAGAUGUCAGGUAUGCUCUUCAUACGAUAGAGAUCAGACAUAAGGCAUCCAGAUCUGGUACAGGUGAUGAGGCAUCGGGUUUGGCUGUUACAGGUGGAAAGGGAAAGAAGAAAUCUGGUAAAGGGAAUUCGAACAAGAAGUACUAUAAAUACUUCUCAUACUCCUCUGUAAUCUGUAAUCUCCUCGAUAUAGUGAAAUUGGCUCUCUCUCGCCCGUGGACGUAGCUAACACACAUCGUGUUAGUGAACCACGUAAAUCGUGUGUCUGUAUUUUUUUCGAUUCUCGCUUUCGUAUUCUUGCUUUAUCAAUUCUGGCGAUUUCCCGAUCCGUAGCAGCGGGUUUAUAACACAGGGCUUUGUCACGACCGCCGCCGGAUUUGCUGAUGCCGAGAUCGAGGAUGAAGGACGAAGCAGGGGGGAGAUUUCGGCUCGACGACAGAGGAGGUGGUGCAACGCCGGUCGGAGAGUGGUGGAGGUGGGCGAAGACAGACGUGGGCGACAUCCUUCAUCUUCUUCCUCCUCGAGUUCAAGAGUAGGGAUGACAAUGGGUCGGGGAGUUAGUGCAUAUCUAUUAUCCUACCCAAUGUAGUUCGGGUUUUACCCAUACCCAUUCACACGUAUUCUCAUAUCACUUAAGAGAAAAGUAUGAUAAUAAUUCACCAGAAUGAAGAAAAUUAAUUAAA